Molecule: messenger RNA, 1926 nt
Organism: Babesia ovata
Lineage: Eukaryota; Apicomplexa; Aconoidasida; Piroplasmida; Babesiidae
Product: tRNA uridine 5-carboxymethylaminomethyl modification enzyme
Exons: 7
Coding region: 1-1926 (641 amino acids)
Biological process (GO): tRNA methylation; tRNA wobble uridine modification
Molecular function (GO): flavin adenine dinucleotide binding
Source: RefSeq, a predicted model, not a curated record
AUGCUAGUAACGCCACGUGUUGCGUCAAUUGGCGAGAUGUCGUGCAAUCCGUCGAUAGGUGGGAUCGGUAAGGGCAACAUCGUGUGCGAAAUCGAUGCCUUGGACGGUGUGAUGGGUGUAGCUGCCGACGAAGGAGCGGUGAUGUACCAUCUGCUCAACUCCAGUCGGGGUCCGGCAGUAAGGGGCCCGCGUGCCCAGGAAGAUAGGGACCAUUAUGCAGCUGCCGUGCGUGACAUAAUCGGGAAACAAGAUAGUUUGCAUGUAGAGGAGUCGAUGGUCGAAGAUGUACUGGUGGAGGAUGGAGCAGUGCGCGGCGUGGUGUUUGCAGACGGUCGUACCGUUGAAUGCAAGGCCGUGGUGAUAACCACGGGCACCUUCCUUCGAGGCCGAUGCCAUCGUUCAAAGACGCAGGUACCAGGUGGACGGUUUGACCGUCUGAAAGGGGUGUUUGAAGCGCCGGCAGAUGGACUCUGUGCAACCCUCACCAGGCUUGGCAUAUCUACCAACCGAUUCAAAACAGGCACACCGCCGAGAAUCAAACGCAGUUCUAUAAAUUAUGAUGUGCUGGAGGUCCAAAAUUCGGACCUUGACCCGACCCCGUUCUCAUACCUCAACGCGGAGUCUGGGCCGCCGCUUCGGCACGGGGUGAUACAGUGUUACAAAACGCGUACCAACGCAAAUACGCAUAGGAUUGUAAAGGAGCAUCUGUGUGUUCUCCCGGACUACGAGAGCGGGUUCGGCAAGGGACUAGGGCCCAGGUACUGCCCGUCGCUCCCAGCCAAAAUAACGCGUUUCCCCAAUGUAGCAGGACAUGUCGUGUGGCUCGAACCUGAAGGAAUGGACAGUGAUCUUGUGUAUCCCAAUGGUGUGUCGGGAGCGUUUCCGCCAGACGUGCAGCUGGAGCUGCUUAGGACGAUACCCGGUUUGGAGGAAGUGGAGAUAGUAACCCCCGGUUAUGACGUGGAAUACGAUUACAUCGAUGCACGGCUGCUGCAUCAUACGCUGCAGCUCAAGCAGAUACGGGGGCUGUACUUCGCGGGCCAGAUAUGCGGUACAACCGGGUAUGAGGAAGCGGCGGGACUAGGGUUGGUGGCUGGAUGCAACGCAGCACUGUUUGCGCUUGCGUCCGGCCGUGAAUUCGUUUUAGAUCGCAGCGAAGGUUACAUUGGGGUGCUGAUAGAUGACCUCGUGCGAAAAGGAACGAGUGAACCCUAUCGCAUGUUCACAUCACGAGCGGAAGACCGCCUAUUUCUCCGCAUUGACAACGGAGACAUCCGCAUGCUGAAGAAGGGCCAGCAGUGCGGCCUCAUACGCAAUUCUGAACGCGUGGCUACCAUACGCGAGAAGUACGUGAGAGCGCAGGCUGUAAUCAAUCGCCUAAGGAGUUUGUCGUUACCUUUGAACAAAUGGGACGAAAACAUGGACAGCACUGACACUAAGAACGGCUGGGAGAUGCUGAAAGUGACUGGAGUUACAUUGCCGUCAAUUGAGGCACGAGUGAACGAACACUACCCUGACGGUCGUGUGACCAGCACGGACUUGCCUCCGAUGUCGGAAGCGGAGCGUUCUGGCAUUGAAGCCGCAUUCGAGGGUCUGGAGGACGGUAUAUUGGCUCAAGCCGCUCGCCGAUCGGUGGAGCCAACAACCAGUAACAAGUAUCUGCAAAGCGUAGUUGAGGCGCAAUGCAAGUACGCUCCGUUCGUCGACAGACAGGCUAAGCAAAUGGAACGCACAUUGAGAGGGAGAUCAGUUCCGCUGCGUCCAGACAUGGAGUACACGCGCGAGCGCUUCGCCUUCUUGUCUACGGAGGAGGUGGAGGUGCUCAGCCGCCACCGGCCGGCAACUAUAGCGGAAGCCGCCAAUUUACAGGGUGUGACGCCUGCUUCGCUAACCCUGCUUGCUGAACAAGUCAUUAAAGGGCUCUGA